This is a messenger RNA of Symbiodinium sp. CCMP2592, 3489 nucleotides long. The record is from the annotation of a GenBank genome assembly. Lineage: Eukaryota; Dinophyceae; Suessiales; Symbiodiniaceae.
AUGGACGAGAACGAUGACUUGCUGGCAGACCUGGAGGAGCCGGGCCAAGCGGCCGAAUUGGCCGCACUGGAUCUUUUGUCCGGUGUUGAGGCGGAGGAUUCGCAGGUUGACUUCGACCUUUUUGCAGAGUUGGCCGCGCCAGCACCUCGACUCGACUGGGGGUGGACGCACCAGCUGAGCUUCCCGAAGGAGCACCUGGGAGUGCUGCACGUGACAAGGCUGGAGGGCCAGGGCGAUGUGAUGGAGUCUCAAUUUGGUGUUGGCAAAGUCGCCGACCGCUCUUAUGCACAGCUUUGUGUAUUUGCAGCGCAGGGCCGGGCUGCAAUUGCUGCCAAGCGGCAUGAGCAAAGGCUGCAUCAAAGUGCAACUGCUGCGCAGCAGUUUGCGGAGCAGCACAAUGAAGCCAAAAUUGGGCGAGCUCCAGAGCUGAAGAUCGUCCAGAAGCGAGCGCGCUUCGAGCUGGUCUCAAUGGCCUCAAAAGUUCGCAAGCGCCGUGUGCUCAACGCAUUGGAUCUCUGUAGAAUCGGAUUUGACAAGAGGCGGAACCGGGCCGCUGACAGCGAUGCAUACAUGGUCUCGAAAGUCACAGUGCUGCGUGGGCUCGUUUUGCUCUGUCACACAGUCCUGGAGCAGCAACUCGCAAUGAUGCGGGACUUUGCAUCUUGGGUCGUGGCACACAAGCCAGAUGCGGCCGCGGCAGGGCUUUGUUGGGAUGAGACGUUGAGAACGGUCCCGAAAUCUAUCGAGAAAUGGUGUUGCCGCCAGUGCGUCAUUGACUAUGUCCAAGACAUCCUGCUGGCAUCCCGUCAUCGCAUCAUGCUUCACGAAGGCAUGAUGUGGGCAUGCGCGGACAGCAAGGCCCCUUCAUUGAUUCCUGUGCAAGGUGAUGCGCACUUGGCGAAUGCCAAGCUGCACUAUCACCAUUACAACAAGGAACAAGAGCGACAGCAGCAACAGGAAGGCUCCAAGCCGGUUUACACUGAAAUGAUGCUUUGCCAGAAUCAUCAGACCAACUUGAUCGUAAUGGAAGGGAUCAAUGUCACGCCGCGAGCCCCAGAUGUUGGCGGGCGUCUCAUACAAAACUUGUAUGCCAGCACGUUGUUUCUGAGGAUGGGAGGCCAUUUCUUGCGAAUUUUGGGCCCAUUGAAAUCGAAGCUGGAGGACCCUUCGUUCUUCACGUGGGUGCCAAACCCCACAGCGGAGCAGAGUGCCCAGAGCCGCGCAUUCUGUGCAGAAACGGCUAUGUUCCUGGUCGAUAACUUGAAGCACCACCAGCGGCAGAUGGCUCCCGGAUCUGCAGGCAUUGGAAACUGGACAGAGGAAGCUCAAAACAUCGUCACUUGCUUCCGUACAAUUCUGAACGGCAACCCAUGGAAUCGUGCUGGGCUGACACAUAUCUGUAUCAACGGGUGCUGCAACUGUCGAAAAAGUGCAGAAAUGAAAGUUCUAUGGGCAGUGGCUAAGGUGGUAUUUCGAAAUACCCCGACCUUGCCAUUGACAGCAGAUUGGACCAAACUGGGUCCCUCCCUAGACUGGUAUUUCGCGGCAGACUUCUCAGGCCUUUUGACCAACCUGGCGAGGUUUGCUGGCCAGUGGGCGGGGCAGCUGGAGCAGCGUGCAUCUUCGUCAUCAGCAGCCGCUGAGCAGGAUGAUGCUGCUGCGAUUGCCGAGACCAUCGACUUCCACACUUUGGCUGGGAAGCGCUACAAGCGCAUGGUCCAGAUGCUCCAGUCUCCCAGUGAACGCUUCCAGCGAGUCCUGUUGUGCAUUACAUUGGAACCUCUGCGCCACAUGCAUUCUACCUUUCUCAAAUUUGCACACUCCGCGCCAGACGACGAAGCCUGGCCACUCUUGAUGCAAGAGCUUCGCCUCAAGAGUUCCAAGGUGGUGUGCGUGCUGCAAUAUCUGGCAACACUUCUUUGUGGCAAAGGCAGCAGGAUGGUGACCUUUCAGCAGCCGGGACUGGCUUUGGCAGUUCGUGCCCGGCUUUUGCUCAUAGCGGGCUCCUUGGACAGACGACACGCUUGCAAUGUUGACAGGCAGCCCUUCAAGCUAUACUCUUUGGCCGAUGCCCGGAUAUCGCCAGCGGAGCACGAAAGCACAAUUUCGCAAUUCUGGAAAACAAAGCCUUGCUGCCUGCCUGCUGGCUUUGCGCGGGAACUGCGCAAGACUACGACCGAGGACCAGUUCAAGGACGAUCUACCCGCUUUCAGGUGGAUGCUGCUGAUGUCUGCUCUAAUCACGAAAAUGUCGAUUGCAGGCGUAGAACGACGACAUGCUGUGCACAAACAGCAAGCGAACCCUGGCAAACCCUUCCAUUAUUUCACCGCAGACAGCGUGCUCGCCGAAUCCAGGCACCAGCUCAUGGCCCUCGAUCGUUUGAAAGAGGAGCGGGAACAGCGUGCUCGAGCUGCGGCAGCCGCCGCAGCAGCACCGAAGCCUCGUGCGUUGCUGAACUGCUCUGCUGCUGCUCCAAGGCAAGGAUCUGGGCCUUCGGCCGUGGUUGCCCUGCCCCAGAGGAAGCGUCGGACUGCUUCGAAGGAGCCCGCCCCGAAGUCCGGAGAGCCUGCGCCAAAGCGAGCCAAAGGCCAGAGCGCGCUGGAAAUCUUCAAGAACCAAUGGAUGCGUGAGAACUCCCAGAUAAUCUCGAAGGCUUCGUGGGAUGAGUGCAAACGAGUCUUUGACCAGCUGCCCGACGCACGAAAGGAGGAGUACCGAGUGCUUUCUGAAGUCAGCAAGGUUCAGGCACGUGUGAAGCGUCAAUUUCAGCAUUUGGCAGCACAAGGAGAGGCACCGGCAGCAUCAACAGCUGCCCAGCUGGCAGCUUCAGCUUCUUCGCAGCCAGCAUCCGUGGCUGCCGCGAACAUCGGCCAAGUCCAUGGCCAAAACCAAGUUGAAGACAAUCUUGACCGUAUGAAUACGCAGGCCGCAUCUGGAGCGGCAGCUUCAGAUGUUCUGCGCAGACCGCCGCUUCAUCGCAACAUGGCUUGUCAAGAGCUAACGCGGCCUCUUCUCCAGCAGGCCACGCAAGGAUCCCGGCCAACCAAGUUUCCGAUCCAGCCCAAACCCCUCGACGAGAAGAUCAACGUUAGAAACUUCAACAGCAGGCCGGUAGAGAUUCAGUUUGCCCGGGAUGCUUGCUAUUUUGCAAAAGGCGAGUCGGUUCCGGACAAAGUGGUGUAUCCUCCAUGCUGUGGGCAUCUCUGCAAGAAUGCCAAUACCACCAGGGUCAUCAACUUCCAUGGCAAGGUGAUUCGCUUGCUGCAGGACGUCGUUCAAGCUUACGAUGUGGCCCCCAAGCUGAUCUCAACAGCGGGCAUCAUAUUUGCAGCUGAACGCUACACUCAGUCCGGGCAGGAUGCACCGGAAAAUCUCAGUUUCUGGGCAAUAACUGGUGCUGCUGGUAGACAGGCGAACCAUCCAGCUCAAGUUACUCUUGCCGAGCUUCGCCCUUGUGCUGGCCACCACUCUGUCGCCCAACGGCGGUAG